AUGGUUCUGUAUAAAUUGCUUUCGAUUUUUUUCGGUUUCUCAUCAUUAUUACUAUUGACAACAUCAUAUGAGACAUCCAAUAGUUUGAAUAUUCUUAUGCCCGAUGUUGUUGCUAGUCAUAUUGAUGAUUAUUUAUGUGCGUCAUUUGAAAUGGAUAAAGAAAAAGCAACAUAUAUAACUGCAUUUAAUCCAGCGGCUACAUCAAAAGAUGCUCAUCAUGUUUUACUUUUUGGAUGUACAGAACCAGGAAGUAAAGAAAAUAUUUGGAACUGUGGUGAAAUGGCUAAUUCAGAUGAAUCUUCUGAAAUGAAAUAUGAAACAGGACCAACAUGUGCUUCGGGUUCGACGAUUAUCUAUGCUUGGGCAAUGGAUGCUGAAAAAACUGAAUUGCCAAAAGAUGUCGCUUUCAAAGUUGGCGGUUCAACUUCAAUAAAAUAUCUUGUAUUACAAGUUCAUUAUGCAAACAUUGAUAAGUUCAUAGCUGGUAAAACUGAUCGUUCAGGUUUAGUUCUAACAACAUCAUCUCUUCCAACACCUAAAACUGCUGGUGUCUUGCUAUUAUCAACCGAUGGGGAAAUGGCACCUCACUCACUUGAAUUAUUUGAAGUUGCUUGUAAAAUUCAACAAGAUAUUAUAAUGCAUCCGUUUGCUUUCCGAACUCAUGCACACAAAUUAGGUCUUGUUAAUUCUGGUUAUCGUGUGCGUGGUAAAAAUGAUGAUCAAGAAUGGACUGAAAUAGGUCGACGUUCACCACAAUUACCACAAAUGUUCUAUCCAAUUGAAAAGGACGUAGCUAUUCAACAGGGUGAUUAUGUUGCAGCUGCUUGUACUAUGCUCAAUACUAAUUCACAUAUUGUCAGAAUUGGUCCAACUGGUAACGAUGAAAUGUGUAACUUUUAUAUGAUGUAUUGGGUUGAUGGUGAUCAAUUAUUAAAUGAAGAUGUUUGUAGUAGUUCUGGACCUCCUCGAUAUUAUUUCGGACGUGAUCGACAUUUGAAUGUUGACAAAAUUCCUGAAGAAGCAUUUCAUAUUCCACCACCUCCUAAUGGUCCAGCACCUGGUGAAAAUUUACAAGGUGGUCAUCAUAUGAUGAUGCAGCAUAAAGAACAAUCUCAUAAACGACGAUUUCAUUAUGAAUCUAUCGAUUAG
Molecule: messenger RNA, 1149 nt
Organism: Rotaria socialis
Lineage: Eukaryota; Metazoa; Rotifera; Eurotatoria; Philodinida; Philodinidae
Source: the annotation of a GenBank genome assembly